AUGGAGAUGGAAAACAUGUACAUGGUGCAGACAUCAGACCAGAAUAUCUACUCUGCCAUCCCAUCAGGGGAGAAACAGCCGGGGAAACACGUAGUGCUGACUGUAGUGAGCCGCUCCAGACAGUAUGAAGGGGAGAAGCUAAACAUUCCCAUCACAAUUAAAGAGCUGCCCCAGAGUACACUCCCAGAGAUAUUCACCGGGGAGACGGUCACUCUGAGGGAACCAGGGUUACAGCUGCCAAAGGCUGUGCUCACCAGCAGUCCUCAAUGGGGAGAGCUGUACACCGGAGAGACUGUCACCCUGAGCUGUGUGGUUCAGGGGGGUUUCACUGGGCUGCAAUAUCUCUGGUACAAGAGCAGUCAGGGAGGCACAGUGAACAUCAGAGACACCGCUGGAGCCAGAUACACUCUCAGCCCUGUCACUCAGUCCCAUAGUGGAGAGUACCAGUGUGAGGCACAAAGAGGAGACCGACCACCUUCCUCUCAGCGGAGUGAUCCUGUUACACUGACAGUGUCUGAGGGACAACCAAAGCCUGCAUUGACAAGGGAGACUGCAGGAGAGAUAUUUGAAGGAGACACAGUCACCCUGAGCUGUGUGAUUCAGGGGGGCUCUGGUGGCUGGAGAUAUCUCUGGUACAAAGACAGGCAGGGAGCUCCAGUGUACCAGACUGACAGCAGCAGUGGAGCUGGAGCAGGAUACACAAUCAGUGCUGCUGCUCUGUCCCACAGUGGAGAGUACUGGUGUCGAGCUGGACGGGGCAGUAACACGUUUUACUCACAAUACAGCGAUCCCAUCUGGGUAAAUGUAACUGGUGAGUAACACAGAAUCUCCUUCCUUUUUACUAAAGCUUUG
Molecule: messenger RNA, 852 nt
Organism: Polyodon spathula (Mississippi paddlefish)
Lineage: Eukaryota; Metazoa; Chordata; Actinopteri; Acipenseriformes; Polyodontidae
Product: Fc receptor-like protein 2
Exons: 6
Coding region: 1-819 (272 amino acids)
Biological process (GO): cell surface receptor signaling pathway
Molecular function (GO): transmembrane signaling receptor activity
Source: RefSeq, a predicted model, not a curated record